This is a messenger RNA of Priapulus caudatus, 613 nucleotides long. RefSeq names its product ankyrin-3-like. Gene Ontology annotation, biological process: signal transduction. The transcript is spliced from 4 exons. The record is from RefSeq and is a predicted model, not a curated record. The coding region runs from base 5 to 613 and encodes 202 amino acids. Lineage: Eukaryota; Metazoa; Priapulida; Priapulimorpha; Priapulimorphida; Priapulidae. Gene Ontology annotation, molecular function: protein binding.
AUAUAUGUAUCGCUCUGCAGGUCGGAUAGCAUUUAUGAAGGAGUCUAAGGUGGGUAAGGGCGAGCCGGCGCAGACUCCCAUCUGCAACCUGAACAUCCGCCUGCCAGACGAGGUGCCGUCGAAGGGACGCGUCGUCACGGAUACCAUCACGCUCGAGAAGAAGUACCCUUACCUGGAGGAGCUCGGCACAGUGCGCGGCGAGACGAUCACGAAGGCGGACAUCCGUCUCUCGGACAUCGCCCGCCUGCUCGGCUCUGAUUGGGUGCUGCUGGCGCAGCAGCUGGACAUCAGCGAAUCACAGAUCGGCGAGCUGAGGGCGGAGUAUCCGGACGAUGAGGAGGCGCAGGCGCUCAACAUGCUGCACCUGUGGUUCGUGCAGAAGAAAGACCAGGCUACCGGUAACAAGUUGGAGAAGGCAUUGAGGAUUAUCGACCGUGACGACAUCGUACAGAAAUGCAUGCACAACGUAGAGGUGGUCACUGACCAGCUAGAGAAAGCUGCUGCCAAAGUGCAGAUGGACCAGUCAGGUGAGCAGAGGGAUGAGGAGACGAUCUUCGAAACUGCCGAGUUUCUCAAAAUUCACGCCGGUCAGUCGAAGGAAAGGAAGAUCUAG